This is a messenger RNA of Oreochromis niloticus (Nile tilapia), 1494 nucleotides long. RefSeq names its product DMRT like family A1 (gene dmrta1). Gene Ontology annotation, biological process: regulation of transcription by RNA polymerase II; sex differentiation. The record is from RefSeq and is marked provisional. Gene Ontology annotation, cellular component: nucleus. Gene Ontology annotation, molecular function: protein binding; DNA-binding transcription factor activity, RNA polymerase II-specific; RNA polymerase II cis-regulatory region sequence-specific DNA binding. Lineage: Eukaryota; Metazoa; Chordata; Actinopteri; Cichliformes; Cichlidae.
AGUCCAAAUCACCUGAAUGACUCCACCGUAAACAGUUUUGCAGGACUCGUAGACUUUUUUUUUUUUAACCCUCUCCUCUGAGCGAUGGAAAACAGGAUCCGACCCCUUGGUCUGACCGAUCACACCUCCGGCCCGCUCGGUAGCCUGCCGGUACCCCCUUCCCUUCUGCGCCCUCCGCCUCUCUUCCUCCAGGCUUGCAACCCCACGCUGGAGAGGGGAUACCCCCGGACGAAGUGUGCCAGGUGCAGGAACCACGGCGUGGUCUCUGCGCUCAAAGGCCACAAGCGCUUUUGUCGAUGGAGAGACUGCGUGUGCGCAAAGUGCACACUGAUUGCAGAGAGGCAGCGGGUGAUGGCCGCGCAGGUAGCUUUGAGGAGGCAGCAGGCUCAGGAAGAGAGCGAGGCCCGGGAUCUUCGGCUCUUGUACCCCUGCACUGGGAUCGGAGGGGAAGCAGGGAUCCCUCAGGGAUCGUCCAUUAGCGCCGGGGUACCCGUAUCUGUCAGCAGUAGUCCGGCAGCUGCCUGUUUUGAUGUUUUUGGGAGUGAGAAUCAGAAAGACGUUUCAGAGGACAAAUUAAGCAAGUACAACUUUUACAACGGAUUCAUGGGUCGACCUCUGUUUGCACCCCAUUCCCCACGGCUGCCCUCUCCAAGUGACAAGAAAGAGCUGUCUCCCAGCAAGGACAGCGGCAGAAGUCAAUCCCCUGCGAUGGAUCACCGCUCAGACCAUACAGAGAGCCCGCAGAGGUCACUUCCCUCCUCGGAUCCAGAGUCGGGGAGCGAGUCGGAGAAGCCCAAUGAGUAUCUGAGCCCGGACCGUGAUCCCACCGACAUCAUGGCUAAGAUCUUCCCCCAUCAGAAACGGGACACUCUGGAGUCUAUGGUGAGAACGUGCAAAGGUGACAUUGUCAAAUCCAUUGAGCUGGCGUUGAACUCCAAAGAGAACAAAAUUGACGCUGACAGCGCGCGCAGGCCUUCUGCGGGACUGCCCGGAGGGCUCGGUGCUCUGGGGGCCAAGUCUGCCUUCUCCCCCCUGCACAUACCCGCGUCCCCAGGGGGAGACAGCCUGUACGGCCUCAGCUCUCGCCUGGGCGUCAGCCCCCUGCGGCUGGCCUAUCCCUCCGCUAACGGCGGCAUGGCAGGCUUCAUGUCUCCAUACAUGACAUCAACUGAUGCCAGUGUUCCCACUGCGUCCACCUUGGACUCUUAUUCCCUCCCCGGCAUGAUCCGAGACCUGUCCUACAUCCAAAGCAAGGAGUCUCUAUGCAAUGCAGGCCUGUACACACGGCUAAACAGCGAGACCAAAUAAAAAAGGACGCAUGAAAAAAACCACUUUUUUAUUAUUAUUAUUUUGUUAACUGUAGCUUUUAAAUAACCGCUUUUCAAGUGCCUCGAACCACAAUGGUGUACUACAAUCUGACGACUUGAUGCUUUUUUUGUUAAUGUAAAUUUUGCAGAUUGUUUAUUAUGAAUAAAGUUAUCUUUUCUCGUUUUA